CGUUGCGGCAGGGGGCGGGUCCGGGAGCGGGCGGCGGCGAGAGCUACCCGGGCGGGCGCGGGGAGCGAGUGACGCGUCUGGUGGGGUUCUGAGUGAAGCGCGGCUGUGGCAAGUUGUCCGGCGGCGGCAUGUUCAGCUGGAUGGGGCGGCAGGCUGGCGGGCGCGAGCGCUCGGGCGGCAUGGAUGCAGUGCAGACGGUGACUGGCGGCUUGCGCUCUCUCUACCAGCGCAAGGUGCUGCCGCUGGAGGAGGCGUACCGCUUCCACGAGUUCCACUCGCCCGCGCUGGAGGACGCCGACUUCGAAAACAAGCCCAUGAUCCUGCUGGUGGGCCAGUACAGCACGGGCAAGACCACCUUCAUCAGAUACUUACUGGAGCAAGAUUUCCCAGGCAUGAGAAUUGGUCCAGAGCCGACCACAGACUCCUUCAUUGCUGUGAUGUAUGGGGAGACCGAAGGAAGCACCCCUGGGAAUGCUUUAGUUGUGGAUCCCAAGAAGCCAUUCCGAAAGCUUAGUCGCUUUGGAAAUGCUUUCCUGAACAGAUUCAUGUGCUCACAGCUGCCCAACCAAGUUCUGAAGAGCAUCAGCAUCAUCGACAGUCCUGGCAUUCUGUCUGGGGAGAAGCAGCGCAUCAGCCGAGGGUAUGACUUCUGCCAGGUCUUACAGUGGUUUGCAGAGAGAGUUGACAGGAUCAUCCUGCUCUUUGAUGCUCACAAAUUGGACAUCUCAGAUGAGUUCUCAGAGGCGAUCAAGGCCUUCCGGGGACAGGAUGACAAAAUCCGAGUGGUACUGAACAAGGCUGACCAAGUGGACACACAGCAGCUGAUGCGAGUCUAUGGUGCCCUCAUGUGGUCUCUGGGCAAGGUCAUCAACACACCUGAAGUUCUUCGAGUCUACAUUGGCUCAUUUUGGGCACAGCCUCUGCAGAACACAGACAACCGCCGGCUCUUCGAGGCUGAAGCACAGGACCUCUUCCGAGACAUCCAGAGCCUGCCCCAGAAGGCUGCAGUACGCAAACUCAACGACCUCAUCAAGCGAGCAAGGUUGGCCAAAGUCCACGCCUACAUCAUCAGCUACCUGAAGAAGGAAAUGCCAAGUAUGUUUGGAAAAGAAAAUAAGAAGAGAGAACUUAUCUUCAGGCUUCCGGAAAUCUAUGUUCAGCUGCAGCGAGAAUACCAGAUUUCUGCAGGGGACUUCCCUGAGGUCAAGGCCAUGCAGGAGCAGCUUGAGAACUAUGACUUCACCAAGUUCCACUCACUGAAGCCCAAGCUGAUCGAGGCUGUGGACAACAUGCUGACCAACAAGAUCUCAUCCCUCAUGAGCCUCAUCAGCCAGGAGGAGAUGAACAUGCCCACGCAAAUGGUGCAGGGCGGUGCCUUUGACGGCACCACAGAGGGGCCCUUCAACCAGGGCUACGGGGAGGGGGCCAAGGAGGGUGCUGACGAGGAAGAGUGGGUUGUGGCUAAAGACAAGCCCGUGUAUGAUGAACUCUUUUAUACGCUGUCACCCAUCAAUGGCAAGAUAUCAGGUGUCAAUGCCAAGAAGGAGAUGGUGACCUCCAAGCUGCCCAACAGUGUCCUGGGCAAGAUCUGGAAGCUGGCCGACUGCGACUGCGAUGGCAUGCUGGAUGAGGAGGAGUUUGCGCUGGCCAAGCACCUCAUCAAGAUCAAGCUGGAUGGCUACGAGCUCCCCAACAGCCUGCCCCCACACCUUGUGCCCCCCUCUCACAGGAAGUCCCUGCCAAAGGCUGACUGAGGGUCCGUAGCUAGGGUGGGAGGGGUAGUACCUGGGCCUGAAGUCUGCUCUGCCACUGACUCUCUGAAUGUCCUUGGCCAAGGUUCCGUCCUCUCCAUGACUCAGUUUCCUCAUGUGUAGGGCAGGGAGGGCAGAUCCUGGAUACUAGGUGAGGUCCUUAUACCUCUAAAAUCCCUAAGUUUCUAUCAAAGUAUUGAGAAGAGCAGUGUAUAGAUAUGGAGAUAAAGGAAUAAAAGAAAAGAUUAUCCAAAGAAGAAUGUAGGUGUGACACAGGCUGGCGAACUCUGGAGACUCGGGGAGUGAGCCAGGGACUCACUAGAUUCUUCAGAGCUGGACAAUAAGUUACCGUGAACCUCUCUGUCCUUUAGAGGGCACUGAGAGGCAGCAAAUGACCUAAUUUAUUUUUCUUACUGUGUUUCCUCUAUCUAGAGAGGAAAGGGAACAGAACAGAGUUUCUGUCCUCCAUAGACUAACACCAAAGAGAAGACCCAGUCUUAGGACGUGCCAUGUCCAUGUGGGCCCAUCUGCAGUCCCCAGCAGAGUAGACAGCCAGGCCAGGAGGGUCUGUCUUGUCCCAGCACCUGCUGCCUGACCCUGCCAAGCCUCCCUCCCAGCGAAGCUGGAUUCAGUUAGGAAUUUGGAAUUCACAGACUGUAAGCCCAUGGCAAGACCUCUAGAUCAUGCUGAAGUCUGAGGAUUGGCUUUUCCUUCUAUUUCACCAAUAGUUUGCAGCAGUCAGUUUAUCAGACUUAAGAGAAAAGACAGUCCCCAUCUGUCCCUAAGUGUGCCCUUCAACCACUGAAUGUCCCUAAGGCUUUUUUGGUAGGUGGCAGAAUUUAAAUUCAAUAAAGCCAUGUCUUGAUUUGUGUGGAGUCCCAGAGCCUUCGGACCCAAGUAGAGACCAGCCCCGUCCUGAGCUAUCAGUCCCAGAGCCUUUGGACCCAAGUAAAGAGACCAGCCCCGUCUUGAGCUAUCAGUCCCACAGCCUUCAGACCCAAGUAGAGACCAGCCCCGUCCUGAGCUAUCAAUGCGAGAGAUCAGUGUCUUGGUGAUUGAUGACAUUGUUUGAUUUUUAAAGGAAAAAAUGCAUUUUAAUGUGUCCAGUUGUGUUUUUCUCACAUGAUGUAGCCUCUCUGCAGAAAUCUUCUCUGUAGCACCUUUUCUUCCGAGCUAGAACACUUCACAUAAGGAGUGCCUAUCUGGGGCCAGGAUUGGGCUGCUUCUGGCUCUUCAGUGUUCUUUCCCAAACCAACUUAUCAGGCACAGGGGCUGCCUCCUGCUGUACUCUGCUCUGUGGCCCAGCAGAGGAGCACUGACACCAUCACUUAGGAAGUAGGAAUUACAAUGCAGCAAUGAUGACAUGGCCCAGCCCCAACAGCAGCAGAAAUAAAUGAAUCUGAACAGUGAAUCUUCACAAAAACAUACUCCAAUUCCUAUUGCCUGUGUCUGGCAACCUCAGUGUCAGAACUGGUGAUUUAAGAGAAAAUGCUAAAAGCUCAUACCUAUUAUCCCAGCACUUGGGAGGCAGAUGGAGGAGGAUUGCCAUGAGUUUGAAGCCAGCCUGAGCUUAUUAAAACAUUGUUGGUUUUAUGGUAGUCUAUGUAAAACCGAGAAUACUUAUGCCACCAUUCACACUCCAUGUCUUACUUUCCAAAUAAUGGUUUUAAGAGAAAUAUGGUAUGCACUUUACUCUGGAAGUGUGUUUUUAUUAAUUGGACACACACAGGUGAAUGUUUGAUCCUGGGGCUGUAACUGAAUGUGGGCAUUUCUGUUGGUGUCCAUGGAGAGGUGAUGCAUGGGAGCCUGCCUGUCCUCCCACUGUUUUCUGCUUUCUCUGCACGGUUGGCAUAUAUCUACCUAAAUAUAAUCACAAAUGUAUGUCUCAUGA
This is a messenger RNA of Mastomys coucha (southern multimammate mouse), 3642 nucleotides long. It is a transcript of the gene Ehd4, whose product is annotated as EH domain containing 4. Gene Ontology annotation, cellular component: plasma membrane; cytoplasm. Gene Ontology annotation, molecular function: protein binding; calcium ion binding; GTP binding. Lineage: Eukaryota; Metazoa; Chordata; Mammalia; Rodentia; Muridae. Gene Ontology annotation, biological process: endosomal transport; endocytosis. The coding region runs from base 129 to 1754 and encodes 541 amino acids. The record is from RefSeq and is a predicted model, not a curated record. The transcript has 6 exons.